AUGCGGCUCAGGGCGAGGUCAUCGACGAGUGCGUCGACCGCGGCGGGGUCGUACGCGUCCGAACCAAGGCGGCCGAAGGCGUGCGCUGAAGUGGAGCGUCUUGCGCACGGUGAGGAGCGGGAAGAGUUCGUCGCGCUGGGUGACGUAGCCGCAAAGGCGGCGCAGGGCCGCGGUGUCGACAGGGGAGCCAUUGACACGGAGGACAGUAGGAGGGGUGGAGCUCGGCUUGAGACGGCCGGAGAGGAUCUCGAGCAGCAUGGACUUGCUGUCUUCGCUGGGCCCGACGAUGGCGACCAGGAGCAGCUCACCGGGGCGGGCGUGGCAGAUGACGUUGCGGAGAACGAGGCGGCACCGGCUGCUUCCGCUCACUGGCGGAGGGGCAUGUGCAGCAGGGCCGCCGGCGGCAUCAACGAGAAAACGUGA
This is a messenger RNA of Triticum turgidum subsp. durum (durum wheat), 423 nucleotides long. NCBI's taxonomy places the organism in Eukaryota, Viridiplantae, Streptophyta, Magnoliopsida, Poales, Poaceae. The record is from the annotation of a GenBank genome assembly.